AACGUAGCCAAUAUAUCUAAAAUGUGAAACUGUGUGAAUUAAUAAAUUUCAUUAAUGUAGUGCUUCUUCAGGUUUAAAAAUUUAAUGAUGGUGGCCGAUUAAUUGUUUGUACAAGUGAGAUUUCAUCGAUUCUUUCAAAAAUUAACCUGAAGUAUCAGUAAAUUCCCAUCAUUACACUAUGACAUUAUUUUGUUUAACUUUAUCUCGUUUGUUUUUCCCCCAUUGAGUUUGUUGCCGGGUCUUCUCAUUUGGUCGCGAUUUUGAUCCGAUUAUAGAUUCAGAGAAACUGCUCUUACUAGGCAUAAUGUUAGCAAGUUCUCUCAAACUGAGCCCCGUAAGCUUUUUUAUUAUUAUUUUUUUGCUUAGAUGUGUGGACGUGCUCGUCACCCAUCUGGUGUUAAGUGGUUACCGGAGCCCAUAAAUAUCUCCAACGUAAAUGCGCCACCCACCUUGAGAUAUAAGUUCUAAGGUCUCAGUAUAAUUACAACGGCUGUCCCACUCUUCAAACCGAAACGCAUUACUGCUUUAUGGCAGAAAUAGGCAGGAUGGUGGUACCUGCCCGUGCGGACUUACAAGAGGUCCUACCACCAGUAAUUACGCAAAUUAUAAUUUUGCGGAUUUGAUUUUUAUUACACGACGUUAUUCCAUCACCGUGGUAGUCAAUCGUGAACAUUUGUAAAGUUCGUAUUUCAUUAGAAAAAUUGGUACCCAUCACCGGGAUUCGAACUCCGAUGCAUCGCAAGAUGUCCACCGAACGUCUUAUCCUUUAAGACACGACGACUUCAAACUCACCUAUCCGCCGCCGCGUAGUUGGUAUUGCAACAGAAUUUAAGAAGAAAAUACUUGGACUGACUUGGCUUAAAGGUCUGGUUACCAGGCCUAAAAUCUUUAAAAGAACCUUAAAAAAUCUUUUUCUUUUGGUUUCCAUGGCAGCGAUUUUCUAAACAAAAACUUUUCUAAUGAUUAGGUAGGCGCACACUGAAAAACAGCAGUUAAUACAAUUAAGAUAAUAAUUUCAUACUUUUCUAUGACUGACUAAUCCUUUUUUUAGUUUCCUAGGUUUAUUAACUCAUUACAUUAUUUUCAUAUAGUUUUCUUAUGAUUGUCUUCGAUUACCAAGGUGUUAACUAAAACAAGAAGCUGAAUCAAAAUUAACCGUUAGGGCCAAUCCGGGCUAUUCUCUAAUAAUUAUUUCCGAUAAUGAACUUUAACAUGGAUGAUCCACUAGCAGGAAUCCUGAGUGACGGCAGUGAUGAUAGUUUUUUUGAUGACGAUAUUUUGGGCAAGAAAAAGCCUGCAAAGAAAGCGAAUCCUAGAGCAACAGAAAAUAAAAAUGCUUUAUUUGAAAUAGAACAAGCAGGCAAGCCUGCUACAAAACUGAAGCCCGAUAUUGCCACUAAAGAUGUAUCAUUGGAGUUCAGCAAAGAAGACGCGAGGGAAACAAAAUUAAAUACAACAUCACCCGGUCCUACGAAACGCGUUUCAAAAGAUUCGUUCAAAUUGCAGCCUCUUGAGACAAAAACAAAAACUAGUGAGUUUACUCCUAAAUCACCAGCAAAGGCGACUGCUUUGAAUAUUUUAGAUUUAUUGGACGAACCAAAGAAUGACAGAGUGGCACCAGAGAAGGGCAAGAGUAGCCAAUCUCUCUUAGAUGAUAUUUUGGGAGGUCCAACAUCAAAAUCGUCUAACGUUACAAAAAAUCGACCAGCGACCACUGUAAAUACCAACUUCGAUCUAGAUACGUUUCUAGGGAACGAAGAUACAAAGCCACCUUCUAACAAGGGUGUUCUUAAAAAGCCAAAUAAAACCGAUAAUCCUAAAAAAGAAAGCCAGUUAAAACCAAAAGUGGGUGCAGAUUGGCUCGGAGUAUUUCAAGAGGAUACUGAAGUAGAUGGGGAUGAUGGAGACAUGCCUGCUUGGUUAGUUGGGGGAGAUAAAAAGAAAAAAACUGAAAAGAAACCGAAAGACGAUAUAGAGAAGAAAGAAGUAAAAGAAGAGAGUAAUGUAGAAAACAAAACCGAACAUCAUUUAGAAUCAGAGAAACCUAGAGCCGUUCUUGCAGAAAAAUCAUCAGACUUAUCACCACCGACUAUAAUUCAAGCUAAUAAUGAGGACAUUACAGCUGAAGGGGCAACUCUGUUUUUAAAACAGCAAGACUCUCAGCUAAUGUUGGCUUUGCAGCUGAAAGCACAGGAAGAGAAGCUUGCCGCCAUACAAUUGCGUCAACAAGAAAGCCAGAGGGUGCAAAAACAAGCCGCGAUGGCUCACCACGCACAGUUGAAUGCUAUGUUGCAGAAGCAAGCAGAGAACAGAUCACAAAUGCAAACUAUCAUAAAUGCUCAUCAAGAACGCAUAAACCAGAGGAUAAAGGCCCUCUUGGGAACUCAGGAUACGAUCGAUGAAGAAGGACACGCUGAUGGAGCUUUCGAAAUGAAUGUCGGUGACGGUAAAGAAACGCCUCAACGUAAGGAAAACAAACAGCUUUUGCAAUUGAUUCAGUCUCUGCAGGAGAAUCACGAUAAAGAAAUUGAUUUGAUGGAAACGUCUUAUAGACGCCAACUAGCGUUCUUGGAGCUAUCGGUGCAUCAAUCUGAAGAGCGAAUGAAGGAGGAAAGCGAUAAACUGGUUAAGUUCUAUUCGGAGAAGAUCGGCUGGCUAGAGGAACAUCACUUGCUAUUCAAGAAGAUGACUGAGGAUAAUUUGAGUGCGUUAACCGAUAGGCAUAAAGCUGAGAACGACAUGCUGAGACACCAGCAUUUGGACAACGUAAGGAUCUUGCAGGAACACCACACCGCCCUUAUGGAAAAUAUCAAGAAUGCCGUGAAGCAGGAGCAGAUCCUUAUUAAGGAUUCUGUUUCGUUCUCGUCUGAUUUAAGUGAUUUAGUGGCGGAAGUCAGGGAGACUAAAACUAACUGUCAAUUACUUGUUAAUAAAGUUGAAACUUUAUCUGAAGCCAAUCGCCAUGAUACCGAAAAGAGUUUGCAAACUAGAGAGACUCAGAUUAAUGAUAUGUUACAACACUUGAAAAGGGAGCGGGAAAAUUUCGAUAUCGAAAAGAAUGAAAGUCGAGAUAUUGUUAGAAUGUUGGAAGCAAGACUAAAACAAAUGACGGCGACGCUUGAAGAAGAAACGGCAUUAUUAAAACAGAAGAGAAUGGAAUUUGAAUUUGAAAAAGCGACAUUCAAUAAGCAAACAGAAUUCGCUAAGAACGUUCUGAAGAAACAAGACGACGAAAUAAAAACGCUUAGGGAAGACAUCCAAAAAGAAUACCAGGAGAAGAUCGCGAAGAUAGACGAGGAAAAGGUUAAGACGUUAAAAGAUAGUAGCGCGGUAGCAAAAGAUAAGGCAGCCGUGCAGAGUUUAAAACAAGAACUUGAGAAAAUGAAAGCGGAACUGCAAGCGCAACUUGAAGAACUGACUGAGGAGAGAACUAAGUUGAAUGUUGAAAAGCAACAAGUGCACAUGGAGGAACAGAGAACAGUGGCCAAGAGUCGUGAUCUGGACUUGCUAGCCAAAACGGCGAUUGAGAAGCAGUCCCAAGCCGACAAGAAAUAUUCUGAGGCGGAGUUCUUACAGAGAAAAUACGAGGAGCGAAUACGGAGGAUACAGGAGCAUGUGGUUUCGUUGAACGCCCGCGAGAAGCAGAUCGCCAGAGAGAAGGUGGCUCUGUCCAGAGAAAGGCUGAACUUGCACAACGAGAGGAGGCAGAUCGAGGGAAAGCAGUGUUCUCUGUGCAAAUCCACCCAAAACUUACCUUUCAGUUUAGAAACUAACUAUAACGUGCCAGAUUCGUACCUUAAUGUAUCGGUUUCGAGGGAUCCAACGAAGCCCAACGUGAGCUCGGCCAUGAACGCCAUCGAACAAGAGAUGGCCCAUUUGAUGAGUGCUAAUUUUAGUUUAAGACACACUCCCGGUGUUAGUGACGUAAGUGAAGUUAAUAGGUUUGUUGGGGGCGAAGCUCUCGAUGGUACAAUACAAAAUGCUGAAUCUCAAUUGGGAUCUGGAGCUUUUAAGGAUUACAUGGACCCCAAGUUCAUGAUGUUACGUUUGGACGUUCAGAAAGUAUUGAGUAAUAUUGAUCAAAGUAAAAAUGGCGAUAUUAAAUACGGUCAUUCCGAUGAAGACUAAAUGUGUGUUCAAUGUAUAAACAAAAUAAAAGACUGAAUUUUA
Molecule: messenger RNA, 4170 nt
Organism: Bombyx mori (domestic silkworm)
Lineage: Eukaryota; Metazoa; Arthropoda; Insecta; Lepidoptera; Bombycidae
Product: fas-binding factor 1 homolog
Exons: 11
Coding region: 1201-4128 (975 amino acids)
Biological process (GO): establishment of epithelial cell polarity; cilium assembly
Cellular component (GO): ciliary transition fiber; centriole; ciliary basal body
Source: RefSeq, a predicted model, not a curated record